Messenger RNA from Gracilinanus agilis (Agile Gracile Mouse Opossum), 985 nucleotides. It is a transcript of the gene EIF4E2, whose product is annotated as eukaryotic translation initiation factor 4E family member 2. Gene Ontology annotation, biological process: translational initiation. Gene Ontology annotation, cellular component: cytoplasm; eukaryotic translation initiation factor 4F complex. The transcript has 7 exons. Lineage: Eukaryota; Metazoa; Chordata; Mammalia; Didelphimorphia; Didelphidae. The coding region runs from base 50 to 796 and encodes 248 amino acids. Gene Ontology annotation, molecular function: RNA 7-methylguanosine cap binding; translation initiation factor activity. The record is from RefSeq and is a predicted model, not a curated record.
AUGAGAAAACUGAGGCUCAGAGAGGGAAAAGGACUUGCCGAAGACCCAAAUGAGACCCAAACUCACAUCUCCUGACUGCUUGAAAGACGAUGACAGCGGGGACCAUGACCAGAAUGAAGAGAACAACGCACAGAAAGACAGUGAGAAGGAAAGAAAUGAGCGUGACCGAAGUCAGAGCAGCAGCAAGAGGAAGGCUGUUGUCCCUGGGCCCGCAGAACACCCAUUGCAGUACAACUACACUUUCUGGUACUCCCGGAGGACACCCGGCCGGCCGACCAGCUCACAGAGCUAUGAACAGAAUAUUAAGCAGAUUGGCACAUUCGCCUCCGUGGAGCAGUUCUGGAGGUUUUAUAGCCACAUGGUACGUCCCGGCGACCUGACAGGCCAUAGUGACUUCCAUCUCUUCAAAGAGGGAAUCAAACCCAUGUGGGAGGAUGAUGCCAAUAAAAAUGGUGGUAAAUGGAUUAUUCGGCUCCGUAAGGGUUUAGCUUCCCGGUGCUGGGAGAAUCUGAUACUUGCCAUGUUGGGGGAACAGUUCAUGGUGGGCGAGGAGAUCUGUGGGGCAGUCGUCUCUGUCCGUUUCCAGGAGGACAUUAUUUCAAUAUGGAACAAGACUGCCAGCGACCAAGCAACCACAGCCCGUAUCCGGGACACGCUACGUCGAGUGCUUAACCUACCUCCCAACACCAUAAUGGAAUACAAAACACACACCGACAGCAUCAAAAUGCCAGGCAGGCUGGGCCCCCAAAGGCUCCUUUUUCAUAACCUCUGGAAGACGCGGUUGAAUGUGCCAUGACCCUGUCCCUUACUGGAUGGCACCGUCGUCGAAGCUGGCAUCAUCGGAGUCUCUUGUUCUGUUGGCGUGCCACCUGGAAGACGCUUCUGUCCCCGGACAACAGGAGUUGGAAGAGCAUCUUCUGUUUUCAGUACAGGCUGACCCAGCCACGGUGACAGCCGAGAUCACUCAAUAAAUGGUGCGAAACUA